UUUCUAUAUGCUCUCCCUGUCAUUGCUUUUGGAGAACAACUAAGUAGAGACACAGGGGGACGGUUGAGCGCAGUAGAAGCAUUGACAUCCACAGCGCUAUGUGGAAUUAUUCAUUCAAUAUUUGGAGGACAACCUUUAUUGAUUUUAGGAGUUGCCGAACCAACUGUUAUAAUGUAUAGUUAUCUUUACAAAUUUAGCAUAAGCCUUCCUGCAAUUGGCAAAGAGCUCUUUUUGCCUUGGGCUGGAUGGGUUUGUGUAUGGAGUGCACUUUUCUUGAUUCUACUUGCAAUUUUUAAUGCUUGUUCAGUUAUCACAAGGUUUACAAGAGUUGCGGGCGAAUUGUUUGGCAUGCUAAUUACAGUUCUCUUCUUUCAGGAGGCUGUAAAGGGAGUAGUCGAGGAAUUCAGGGAGCCAAAAUCUGAACAUGGAGAAAAAGCUGAAUUCUAUUGGCAAUACAUUAACGGAUUGUUUGCAGUCAUUUUCGCUUUUGGAGUUCUUCUCACUUCCAUGAAGACCAGGAAAGCAAGAUCAUGGCUAUAUGGAACAGGGUGGAUGAGGAGCCUUCUUGCGGAUUAUGGGAUUCCCUUGAUGGUAGUGUUAUGGACAGCAGUAUCUUAUGCUAAGCCAAGAGGUGUUCCUAAAGAUGUUCCUAGAAGGUUGGAUUCUCCACUUCCAUGGGAACCUCAAUCUCUCUAUCAUUGGACUAUAGUAAAGGACAUGGGGAAGGUGCCGAUUCCUUAUAUAUUCGCGGGGAUUAUUCCGGCAGUGAUGAUAGCGGGAUUAUACUUUUUCGAUCAUAACGUAGCUUCCCAAAUGGCUCAACAACAUGAGUACAAUCUUCAAAAGCCAUCUUCCUACCACUAUGAUAUGCUUUUGCUUGGAAUAAUGACUCUGAUCUGCGGUCUCCUGGGCGUUCCUCCGUCAAACGGAGUCCUUCCGCAGUCUCCAAUGCAUACAAAAAGUUUGGCAGUUCUUAAGAGACAGAUGCUCCGAAAGAAAAUGGUGAAAAGUGCCCGGGAAUGCAUUAGGAUGAACAAGACCAAUUCUGAAAUAUACGGAGAGAUGCAUGAUGUUCUCAGACGAAUGGAUGCUGAGCCUACUGCUAGAGAGUUGCAGAAUUUGAGAGAAGCUGUAAUGAACCCUGACAACAAGGAUGGAACUUCUAAAGGUUUUGAUCCUGAGAAACACAUAGAUGAGCACCUACCAGUCAGGGUUAAAGAGCAAAGAGUGUCCAACUUAUUGCAGUCCAUUCUGAUCGGCCUAUCCGUUUUAGCCAUCUCUGUUAUCAAAAGGAUACCUACCUCCGUUUUAUGGGGAUAUUUCGCUUACAUGGCAAUCGAUAGUUUACCCGGCAAUCAAUUCUGGGAAAGGAUACUACUUCUCUUCGUCACUAAGAGCCGCCGUACCAGAAUUUUGGAAGGUUCUCAUGCCUCAUAUGUGGAGACAGUACCAUAUAAAACGAUAGUUACUUUUACAGCCUUGCAAAUAUUAUACUUUGGAAUCUGUUUUGGGUUGACAUGGGUGCCAGUAGGUGGAAUCUUGUUUCCACUACCAUUCUUCCUUCUCAUUGUUAUAAGGGAACGCUUGCUUCCCAAAAUGUUCAACCCGGACCAUCUCAAAGAACUUGAUUCCUCUGAAUAUGAGGAGGUUGAGGGUGCUCCGCAACUGGAACCUGACACCGAGGACAGCGGAGAAGAAGAUGAGUUCUGUGAUGCAGAGCUAUUGGAUGAGAUGACAACACACAGGGGAGAGUUGAAACAUAGAAACGUGAGCUUCGAUAGAGGCCAACGCACCUCCGUUGAUCAUGUUUGAAUCUGAUGAAUUUUUUCCUGCAUUUUCUAAGAUGCAGAUAACAUGAUAAACAUACCAGCAGGUAGAAUAAGAAGGUGAUCUUUUGUGGAACAAGAAAGUAUUUAAUCUUGAAAUGCAUUCAAAAAGAAUGCAUAUCAUCAAAAUGUUUCAAAUAAACUUUCCCUUAAUUAGUUAGAUUUGGAAAAGGGAGGAAUAAAAAUCCAAUGGGUCAGAUGGGAUGUAGGGGAAAUUGAAAUGUAUUAUGGAAAAAAAAGCCAAGAUAUAAGAAUCACUUUGAAGUUAUUCUUUUAUGUAUUUAUCCUUUUUU
Molecule: messenger RNA, 2119 nt
Organism: Arachis ipaensis
Lineage: Eukaryota; Viridiplantae; Streptophyta; Magnoliopsida; Fabales; Fabaceae
Product: putative boron transporter 7
Biological process (GO): monoatomic ion homeostasis; monoatomic anion transport; transmembrane transport
Cellular component (GO): plasma membrane
Molecular function (GO): solute:inorganic anion antiporter activity
Source: RefSeq, a predicted model, not a curated record